Morus notabilis is the source of this 777-nucleotide messenger RNA. RefSeq lists its product as uncharacterized. The coding region runs from base 1 to 777 and encodes 258 amino acids. The record is from RefSeq and is a predicted model, not a curated record. Lineage: Eukaryota; Viridiplantae; Streptophyta; Magnoliopsida; Rosales; Moraceae. The transcript has 4 exons.
AUGGUCAUGUCAUGGCUGUGGGAUUCUAUGAAUCCUGAAAUCAGUGACACCCGCACGUUUUUUACUUCUACAAAAGCUAUUUGGGACUCAAUUCAGCGGACUUAUUCAAAGGCGCGUGAUGCUGCUCAAGUGUACGAGAUAAAGGUUAAGAUGAGUGCGACCAAACAAGGGAAUAAAUCAAUAACUGAGGUCAUUGAGAUGAAAUGUCCAGAUGGCGCUGUUGUUUUGAAGAAUUUCAUUGAAAAGGAUCGUGUGUAUGACUUUUUGGCUGGCCUUAAUCUUGAAUUUGAUCAAGUUAGAAUUCAGAUUCUCGGCAGGGAGAAAAUACCAUCAUUAGAAGAGGCAAUCUCUCUAAUUCAAGGAGAAGAGAGUCGAAGGGGUAUAAUGCUCAAACCUCAAACUCUAGAGAAUUCAGCCUUGAUCACAAGAAGUGAACAACCUCAGAUGCUAGAAAGAGGGGAAGUAGACCUGCAUACCAAGGAGAGUUGCUGGAAAUUGAAUGGUAAACCACCAAGCCGAGAAUGGGGAAAUCGUGGAGGCCAACAGAGGUCUCAAUCUCAGGCACAUCUGACAGAACAAACCAGCCAAGAUGAAAAACAGGAGAAAGGAGGACUCAACAGUGAAGAGAUGGAGAAACUCAGAGGCCUGAUAGGAUCUCUCGAGAAGCCUUCUGGUGCAUGUUCAUUGGCACUCUCAGGAUUAGGAGAUAUCUAUGUGACACCUACCCUCAUUCUCAAAGAUGUCCAUGUACCAAAAUUGUCAGCAACCUUGUUUUAA